Molecule: messenger RNA, 1547 nt
Organism: Ostrinia nubilalis (European corn borer)
Lineage: Eukaryota; Metazoa; Arthropoda; Insecta; Lepidoptera; Crambidae
Product: ribosome biogenesis protein NOP53
Exons: 8
Coding region: 63-1481 (472 amino acids)
Biological process (GO): ribosomal large subunit assembly; rRNA processing
Cellular component (GO): nucleolus
Molecular function (GO): 5S rRNA binding
Source: RefSeq, a predicted model, not a curated record
AUUCAAAACUAAGGUCGACUCGUGCGAUACACGUUGAAUUUGUUUUAAUAUUAUAAACAAAAAUGUCUGUUGUUAAGAAAAAGAAGCACGUUUCUAAAAAGAAUAAAAAGGCAUGGAGAAAACAUUGUGAUAUCAAUGAUGUAGAAGAAUUCUUAGAGGACCAGCGGCUGGAGGAAAGAUUGGGAAAGUUUGACACUAAGCCAGACAGCGAGUUGUUCGUAGUAGACACACAGGGUGAUGAACAUACUAAAGCAAAAGAAAAAACAGCUGAUGAGACUGCUAAAGUGGUGGCAAAGCCGAGAUCAGCCAAGGAGAGGAAACGUCUACAGUUGUCACAGACACCUAAAUGCUUCGAAGUUUUGUUACCUACUUCUAAGGUACAAGACCCAAACGCAAAGAGGAAUCACGUCAAUCCAGUGGGCUCCAAACCAACGGCUCUCAGUAAAAUAAAUGAGAAAAAACGUGUUGAGACAGGAAAAUUCCAGAAGAAGGUUGAAGUAGCCAGGAAAAAUAGGAAAAUUGCUCUGGAUAAAAAAAGGAAGACAAAAGCCAUUAGAAACACGUUUGAUUUGGACUUAUGGGGUCAAGACUUGCCAGAAGCCAAAGGUAUCCCAGAAACUCUUUGCGAAGAGUUUGUUCCGACAGAGGCACAGCUACACAACGUUCCAACACAGAGGAGGUUGCGGCCCAAACCACCUCUGCCGAAGACUGUGGUUACCAGAUCAGCGGUGGACACUCCACACCCAGGCAUCAGUUACAACCCUAGUUUUAAGGAGCACCAAGAGUUGCUGCAAGAAGUAGUGCAGCACGAACAGAAGAUGAUGAAACGCGAGGCGCAUCUGUUGCGCGUCACUAAUGGCAUGUUCAGGAAGGUCACGCAGGAACAGAAGGAGAACCAAUGGCGUGAAGAGAUGAGCGUUGGUCUGCCUCAACCGCACAACCCGGCCAACGACCCGUCCGACGAGUCCGACAACGAAUACAAAGCGGUCAACCCGCCCGUCAAGAACAAGAAGAAAGACCAUAAAGCUAGAAGGAAACAGCGCGAGCAACUGGAGGAGAAAGAACGGCUGAAACGGCUCAAGAUCGAUAAGAAGAAGAUCACAGAUUUGUACAAGCUCCGCCAGCUCCAAUCUUCGAUAAAGAAGGCAGAAAGCACUCAAGCUGAAGAACGUACCAAGCGUGCGACCAAAAAGACCAUAGAAGAAGCGACUGCUUUACCUGCUCUAAGUGCCCACAAGACACCUAAGAAGGAACCAGACUUCGUCGACCCAGAACUAUUGACUGGGGAUUUGAGGAAACUCAGAUCUACAACGAACCUCCUCCGCGAUCGCUUCGAGUCUCUCCAACGCCGUGGCGCGCUGGCCGCGUCCAAGGUCAUGAUGAAGAAGAAAAGGAAAAUCAAGAGUUACUUCAAGGCUGGCCACAAAGUCACCGAGAAAGACAUUGAGAAGUACACCACCAGGAGUACGGAGAAAAAGUAACCUUUUUACGUGGUGUUAAGGUGAUAUGUCAAGUUGUUGAUAGAUAAAUAAAAAUAUUUACAUGUA